Maudiozyma saulgeensis is the source of this 591-nucleotide messenger RNA. The record is from the annotation of a GenBank genome assembly. Lineage: Eukaryota; Fungi; Ascomycota; Saccharomycetes; Saccharomycetales; Saccharomycetaceae.
AUGGCCUUAGAAUCUAGUUGGGCAGAUGCACCAGAUGAACCUGAAGUAGUGAGAAAAUCACCCACUAAAUCACGUACGAACUCUAAGAGAGGUAACCGCAACCAGAGGUACAAUAAUAAUAAUAACAGUGACGACAAUUAUAAUAAAAGCAGGUCUCCAGACAGACAGACAGUGAAUUUUGAUAACUACCGUGAUAAGCCAAUCAACAAAAGUAAUUCUCCAGUAAGAGAAGUCAUUAAUUUUGAUCAAUACCGUGAUCAACCGAUUAAUAAUAAAGAUUCACACAACAAUAAUAACAAAAAAAAACCUUUCACAAGGUCCUUGGAUAACACCGAGACGCAUUCAAAACGUGAAAACAAUGCAUACUAUACACCUCCUUCUUCAAGAGGUAAGCCAAAUCUAGAGCCACAUCAUAAUAGUACUUCAACAGCUAAAUCUACUCCUGCUACUCCUUCGAAACUUGAUAUUAUCAAGAAAAGAAUAGCAGAACAACAAAGCAUUUUUAAAGUUACUAAGCACAAAGAACAACAAAAACAGUUAUUGGAUGACUUCUUAAACGGUGAUGAUGAAAUCAAUUGGGAAGAUGAAUAA